Larimichthys crocea (large yellow croaker) is the source of this 3520-nucleotide messenger RNA. Its product is annotated as brain-enriched guanylate kinase-associated protein. The record is from RefSeq and is a predicted model, not a curated record. Bases 510 to 2438 code for a protein of 642 amino acids. NCBI's taxonomy places the organism in Eukaryota, Metazoa, Chordata, Actinopteri, Sciaenidae. Gene Ontology annotation, cellular component: synapse. The transcript has 7 exons.
CUCUCUCUGCACAUAUCUCUCAGCGCUCCAUCAUCACGCCCCCGCGUUCUCCCUGUCUUCUUCCUUUAAGCUCCUUCCCUCCCACUCCUCUUCCUCUCUGUCUUUCCACUCUUGCACAGUCUCUCUCACUCCCUCUUGUCUUCCCUCCUUGCUCAGCUGCUGCCCCUGCUGCUGCUGGUGGUGCUGGUGGUGGUGGUGUUGGUUGGAGACGACUGUGGUGGCAGCAGUGGGUUGCAUGUGGAUGGGGUUUCUCUGAGCUUUUAAGGGGAGAGCCAAUCCAGAUUAGCAAUAUAUAAGAAGGAGGAGGUGGAGGGAGUUUCUCCAUUCUCCCGGCGAAAAGGCUCAGGCGUCAGGAUUUUAUCUCUCGGUCUCCAGGAUGAAGCUCUGCGUGAGCGGAAGGGUCAACACAGAUAAAGCACUCAGUAACUCUGCAGGCCAGACUUAGCUGGUCUCCUUUUGGGGGAAACUAACACACAUGACGGCUCCCUGUGGUCAACCCCUAUAAACACAUGAGAGGGAAGCAACACAGACAAACCAUGAAAAAGAUAUACAUUGGCAAAACCGCCUUAAAAGUCCCCAGAAAUGGCGGGAAACAUCCGAAGAAGAGCUCACUGCUGGAGCAGAAGGAGGACUUACGGAAGAGGCUUUCCUACACAACACACAAGCUGGAGCUGCUGCAGAGCGAGUUCGACUCCACGAGGCAGUACCUGGAGACGGAGCUGCGCCGAGCGCAGGAGGAGCUGGACAAGUUCACUGAUAAACUGCGCAGAAUACAAAGCAGCUACUCAGCACUGCAGAGGAUCAACCAAGAUCUGGAGGAAAAGAUCCACAGAGAUUCUCAGCACCACGACGAUGAGAAGCGAGCGCUGAGCCGAGAGAUCAUCGUCCUCAACAACCACCUGAUGGAGGCGAAACUGACCAUCGAGAAGCUGCAGGAAGACAAUGACAUGUACAGGAAGGACUGUAACCUCGCUGCUCAGCUUCUCCAGUGCAACAAAUCUCUUUACAGGGCCCAGCUCUCUGAGCUGCCUGCUGAUUUUCAGGAGCGGCUGACCAUGCACAUGGAGGAGUCUCCGCUCUGUCACACCUACCCCGACACCGUCCCGGCGUCUCUCAUUGCCAAAGUGCUCGAGAAGCCGGACGAGGCCUGCAGCAGCAGCCAAGCCUCACGCUCCCCUAGCCCCCAAGCGCAGGACCAUGCUUUUAUUUUGGAGCGCUUGGGCCCGGGAGAUCGUCUGCGGCUCCGUGCAGCUUAUAAAUCUGACCUGUACAGCAGUGACACGGCCCUGUACUGCCCUGAUGACCGGCACCGUGAGCGGAGGCCCAGCAUGGACCUCCACGGUCAGAGAAAGCUGCUGUACGGGCCCCAAAACUCCACUGACAGCAACCCAGAGGAGGGCUCGGUGGGGCUGAGAGCUGGCUUCUCACAGGAGCACUUUGCUAAGUUCCCUGCCACACUGGGUGCAGGCUCCAGCUCCUACUCCAGCUUCAGUGGAGGAGGCUCUGAAGACAAAGGAAACGGCCCGCCCAGCAGUGCAGCUUCCUCUCCACGCCACCAUUCCCUCUACAUGGACUGGAGAGAUGCAGGGGACUAUGAGAGAAAGAGUGACUCAUCCUGGGAGAGGGACAGUCCAAGAGGCUUUGCCAACGCUCAUCCCUUCCAACAGACGGAGAUGAGCCACCACCAGAACGGCAGCUCGCCUGUCUACAGCCGCACCAUGUCCUCCUGUUUCAGUGAGCCCUAUGAGCCGCUCCCUCCCUCUUCAUCCCCAAGCGUUGCCUACGGAGACAGUCGUCGAGGCAGCACAUUAGCCCCCGAGGAGGAGGAGCUGAUUGGCAGAUGGAGACAACUAAGUGUGGAGGAUUUAAGUGCCCACACCUACCGCAGCCCAGGCCGGGCUUCACCUUACAGCUUCUCAGAGCAGCACUUCUCCGUCCGGCCUGCCAAGAUCCGACUCGGGCCGCUCUACAGCAGCUUCCAGGAAGGAGCUGACUAUUACCACCACGGGGUUGGAGCCAUGGACCCAGUGUGGGUAGCCGCCAGCCCGAGCCCCGAAUGCAGCCCAGGGCUGCGUCAGGCGCACAGCCAAGCCCACCUGUACCGAGCUGAGGACAGCCAAGGGUCGGAGCACAGCCUCUACCACUCAGGGAGCUCCAAAGACAGGGAGGGCAACGUGGCAGCUGGUGGCCAGAGCACGGAUUACGUAGACCCGAGCCCCAACAGCUCCACUGAGUCCCUGAACCAGAGGACCCUGGAGAUGGCUGCAGAAAUGCAGCACUACCAAGCGGAAAUGCACAGCAUGCCCGCACAGGUGAGCCAGUCGCCACCGCCGGCUCCACCGCCCCCUCCUCCGUACAACCAAAAAUUUGGCUCCCUGGGACUUUCCAGGAAGGACAGUCUGACCAAGGCUCAGCUUUAUGGAACACUUCUGAACUGAAGGGCCAAGCUCCAAUCAGGUUUAUUCUUUGAUAGGAUACGAGACGCAAAGGCCCUGCUUUGUCCAGCUUCUGUUGGCGCGAUCAUUUUGAUAGAAAAUGGUAUGAACAGAAGCCAGGAGCCAAAUAAUUCAGUAUCAUGAACGUGUAACUAUUGCUGAUUAUUUAAAAAGCUUUUUAUUAUAUGACAGUGGGUGGCAACAGUUUACACUUUAAACGUCCUGAGGUGGUGAAAGAGUUGGAUGCGGGGCGUAGUAAACUCAAGUUUAUCCACCUCUUUGAAAUGAGGCUGAGAGUUUACUCAUCUUUUUUUCUGUUAUCAAUCAAUGAGGGGAAACGAGGUGGGCGGGCGAGUUCAGCCGUGGUUUUCCCCGCCUCUGUAUUUAGCACUACACCCUAAAUGGAGCUCUACCUAAAUUUGUAAGAACGUGUAUGUAUUUAAAAUUACAAAUGUACAAAUAUAUACUUAGAAAAAACUUAAAGAUCGAGUGAUAUAUUUUGUAUGUAGCUGUCAGCAAGAAAUUAAUCCAAAACAAUCAAACGUAAGCUUCUUGAUAAACCUGAAACUUGUACAUAAGUUUAAAAAAACAACAAAAAAAAAACUGCCAAUCCUAUAUAUUCGAGAAACUCUGAGAGAUAUUUUAAUGGAGAAUCGACGCCCGUAUAAACUGCACAUAGAUUUGUUUCCGUCGUUAUUUUUAACCGACUGAAGCGACGUUGGCCUUGUGAGGAUUUCGAUGUGAACGCUGAACAUCGGAAGACGUCAUCCAGUGAAUCACUCAAAUGAACAAUGAGAAACAUACAUUUUGUUUUUCUUCCGUUGAUUGAAUUUGACAGUAUCGGUGGGUGUGUUUUAUUGUUAUUGAUGGAACGUUUUGAGAUCUGUCUUAGCGGUCAGUAUUAUUUUAUUAUUUGCUCUUCUAUAUCCCACAGAGAGGUUUUUUUUUUCUUUCCUGCCCCCAUUCUACCUCAGAUUUGGAUGCCCACACCCCAUCAAGCCACUGUAACCCUGUUUCUUUAACAACGAUGCAUGUUUAUAUAUUUUGGUUGUUUUGUUCGCCUAAUAAAGCACAAAUUAUACAUA